AUGCGCUUGCUUCAAUCAACGCCUCAUGGAUUCAAACUCACAAAGGAUUUUCUUCAAGAUGAUAUCCCUUCAUACGCUAUCCUUUCGCACACGUGGGGGCCCGAUGAUGAUGAGGUCACCUAUAGAGAUCUGUGCGACCAGACUGGCGUCAACAAGCCGGGCCACUGGAAGCUACAAGUUUGCAGCAACCAAGCCUCUCGCGACGGCCUCGAGUAUUCCUGGAUAGAUACCUGCUGCAUUGAUAAAUCCAGCAGUGCCGAGCUUACAGAAGCGCUCAACUCCAUGUUUCGAUGGUACCAGAAUGCCGCCAAAUGCUACGUACUCCUGUCCGAUGUCUUAAGUCCUUUUCCAGGUCCUCCAGCCGAAUUGCCAUCCGCUUUCUGGACGAGCAGAUGGUUUUCUCUUGGUUGGACUCUCCAGGAGCUCCUUGCUCCACGCCAUGUUGAUUUCUUCUCCGCCGAAGGUCAAUGGUUGGGCAACAAGACAUCUUUACGCCAGUCGAUUCAUGAAAUUACGGGCAUUCCUCUCGCUGCACUUCGAGGACUUGCCCUGUCCGAGUUUACCGUGGAUGAGCGGAGACUUUGGGCGGCGAAUCGCACAACCAAGCGUGAAGAGGACAUGGCUUAUUGUCUUCUUGGCAUAUUUGAUGUUUUCCUCCCGCCGAUAUAUGGAGAGGGGAUGCAGCACGCGUUGGAACGACUUGAAGAGGCAAUUCAAAAACGUUGUUCUGGCACAAAUAAAAAGAGACCUUCUGCCUCUUUCCAGUCAACAGCUACUCGUCAAAGGAUGGACACCAUGGAGGUAAAUCAGGACACUUUGCCUGGCCAUAACCUUUUCUUGUCGUCAUCCGAGCAAGAAGCGGCGGAUCAGUCACAAGAACAAGAAGAGACAGCUAAAACCGGCCAGGGAGAUAUCCAAGUCAGAACCUCGGUCACAGAUCCUGCCACUGGGCAUGUGCAUGCCAUGCUCCUGGAAGCUGCUGGCUCAACGAAAAACCUAGAGAAUAUCGCAAAAACGAGACAAAGACUCUUGGACAUGCUUCGUUUCCCUGAGAUUGAUGAUCGGUUAAUCAAUUUGAAAGAAGCUACCGGAGGUACCUGCCAAUGGUUCUUACUCAAACCGGAAUAUGUAUCCUGGCAGUCCUCGCAGGAUCUAACGCAACACAACAGAUUCCUUUGGAUCAAAGGCAAGCCCGGAACUGGCAAGUCUAUCCUGAUGAAGUUUCUCUACUUUGAUGUUAAAAGACAACAAACUGCGACCCCUGACUCUCUCGUAAUCCCCUUUUUCUUCAAUGCUCGGGGAUCUGAGUUAGAGAGAUCAGUUGUCGGCUGUUAUCGCUCUCUACUCGUUGAACUCUGCGUGAAGUUCCCCGGAACUUUGGACGUGCUGGAUCAGUUGGGAAGUAAUGCUGUUACCACGGUGGUUCGCAAUGGUUGGCAACUUGAGCCAUUGAAGAAAGUUUUCAAGUCUAUCAUCGCAAGGCUGAAAGAUAUGCCUAUUUUUCUCUUCAUUGAUGCACUUGACGAAUGUGCUGGGAUGAAGUAG
This is a messenger RNA of Pestalotiopsis fici W106-1, 1545 nucleotides long. RefSeq lists its product as uncharacterized. Bases 1 to 1545 code for a protein of 514 amino acids. The transcript is spliced from 3 exons. NCBI's taxonomy places the organism in Eukaryota, Fungi, Ascomycota, Sordariomycetes, Amphisphaeriales, Sporocadaceae. The record is from RefSeq and is a predicted model, not a curated record.